Molecule: messenger RNA, 2717 nt
Organism: Myotis lucifugus (little brown bat)
Lineage: Eukaryota; Metazoa; Chordata; Mammalia; Chiroptera; Vespertilionidae
Gene: BRME1
Product: chromosome unknown C19orf57 homolog
Exons: 8
Coding region: 233-2131 (632 amino acids)
Biological process (GO): double-strand break repair involved in meiotic recombination
Source: RefSeq, a predicted model, not a curated record
AUUCCACAAGCCUCGGGCCUCAGGCCUCCUGGCCCUUCAGCUCCAGACCCUCCCGGAGGGCUGCCCGGCCUCUGAGAGGGACCAGAUUAUCUUUUAUUUUCUCCAGAAUAUUUCACGCAUAUAACAUAACCUAGGUGUCCCCCACCCGCUCCAGGCAGACCUUCCCAGUUCCUGAUAAGGACAGAGGUUUCUCAACAACUUCUCUGGCUCAGGUUUCUCAGGGAGGGAUAACAUGAGUAAGCGGAAGAAGCUGCGGACCCCAGGAGAAGGAAUUCGUCCACCAAAACCCCCAAAGCACCCAAGGCUCGGAGACCCUGACGGGGAUCCUCAGAGUUUCCAGUUUGGCCCUUUGGGUCACCCUGAAGAGUCAAAAGGCAGUUCAGGACCUGUUCCCUCUACAGAGCAGAGUGGGGAGGAAUCAGGACAUGAGGCCUCCAGCUCUCCGGACAAGGAAGCUGGAGCUCCUUCCAGGAGCCUCUCGCAACCAGAAAAGGAGCCAAUCCCCUUUCCUCCUUCCCAGAACUCAGACAGGAGGUUUGUCCCACAGUUUGCAAAACCCAGGAAGGCAGUGACAAGACUAGCUGCUACGAGGGAAGAGGACCUCGGGAGUGGGGCCUUUAGCUUGGAGACACCACCAGAGCCCAGUGCCCAGCAGGCAGGAAGCCAGUCAUGGCAGGAGUCCCCAGAGCUCACUAUCUUGGAGGCCUGGGAGCCAGGAGACCAGACGCAAACAGAUGGCACCCACUCCGAGCACAGUGUCCAAAACGCUGUAACACCUGUGUCCAGCAGGGGGGAUUCUCAGCCUGAGGUCUCCAAUGACAUUUCUUCAGAAUGGGGGAUGGUGCCCUUGGUUUCAGAGAGUGCCAGCCAGGACUGUCUAUUGAAACAAGGGACCAAUUUGCCAGAUGCUGGAAGCACAGAGGGGGGUAGGAUUCCAGGUGAUCUCAGCCAGAAAGGGCAUCUGCCAAGCAGUGGUGCUGAGAAGAAGGAGCCAGACCAAGGAGUCCCACAGGAGGAAGGUGUCCAAGGGGGAACAGGGACUGACCAGGAGAAAGGAGACAGCAUCCUAGGCCUGGUCACUCAGGGCUCAGAGCUUGGAUCUGCAGCCCAGGCCCCACCUGACCCCCUGCAGAUACUCAGCAGGGUUGGCAAGGAAGCAGGAGGGAGCUGUAGCAGCCCCAGACACUCCUCCCUUAGGAUCAGUGUCAUCACAGAUGUGGUCACAGACCCCACCAAGUCAGAACAGAGGGCUCUGGAGUUGACGGGGCCAGAUGAGAAGGCUAACACCCAGGCACCUGCCUCUCCCAGCGGGAAGGCCCCUGAUGGAGGCCAUAGUGGGGCCCUGCUCACAGGCCUGCCUCUCGCUGGGGAAACUACAGAAAGCAGAGGAGAGGAAGGGUGGGAGGCCGACUCCCCUGGUGAUGUCUCCAGGGGCCCUGCAGCCUCCCUGGUUCUGGCUCAUGAGACCCAAGAGCCCUCAGUAGGUGCUGGAUGUUCCAGUCCUAUAGCCUCGGAAAUUGACCCAGUUGUUGGUCAGACACAGGUACCAGACCUGGAUCAAGAAGGGCUGGAAGGUGUGUGUGCGCUGUCUUUGUUGUCACAGCCCUCAGGUGAAAAGGCAGCCGAAUUAGGUAGCCAGAGCCAUGAACAAGACUUUGGGGGGUUCAGUCCGUCCCUUGGAGCCUCUGUUCCACCAUUGCACAGAGAAACAGUGGUUGGUCCUCCCCUGGAUGCCAGGGCCCACCAGGGCAACCCAGAUGCCCCUGCAGGCCCAGCAGGCCAGCCCAAGCAUCCUGACCCUGCAGACCAGGCCGCCUUGGAACUCGACUUCCUGCCAGACAGCCAGAUACAGGAUGCCCUGGAAGCCCUCAACUUAGAAGCCCCACCUGAGCAGUUUCCUGCAGGGAGCGGGGUGGGCCCUUGCUGGCCUGGCACCAGCCUGAGUACUGAAGGAGGCCCCCUCAUCGAGUCUCAGCCAAGCCGGCUGAUCAUGAAUGCCCACCGGGACCUGGAAGCAUUCAAGCGCCUCAACUACCGGAAGGCAAAGCCUGCAGGGAAAGCCCCCAUGCCCUACACAUCAAAGGGGGCUGGGGCUCUCCCUCGAGGGGAGCAACCCUGGCGGGAUUUGUAGAUGCUUCUGAAUGGGGAAGCUGGGGGACUGUGUGCAGGGCUUACCCCUCCCAUGGAUGUAUGUUUUGUUCAAACCCUGGCCCCAGAAGUGCCUGAUGUUCCUGCCACAGAGCUGUCAACAAUCCCCCUGCAGACCCCGAAAAGCCUUCAGUCCCUGAUGUUGCUCCUGGUAUUUUGUUACCCCUGGUACUUUGUUACCCCCAAGAUGCUCCAGCGGGUCCUAGUGGGCCCCAGAAACUGCCCUUUAGCCGACCUGGAAGUCAGCCUCCCUGGGAAACCCUGGAGGCCCCACUGGAGUCCACAGCAGCCCUCUGGAGUCUGUAUGGGGAGGGAACCUGCUCCCUGAGAGGCUGAGGCUGCAGGGGGAAGUGGAGGCGGGCUGGGGCCCCAGGAGCAGGGCCCAGAGCCACCCAGAUGUUUAUCUGGGUUUGCAAAUUUUGGCUCCUUAGCUGAGGUUAUGGCAGGUUCAGAAUUUGUUUCUUUCCUGGAGGAAAAAGGGCCCCCUUUGUUGGUUGUGCGUUUGUCUCUCUCUGGCUUUCCAUUUUAUUUAUUUUGGGAAGAGCACUAAUAAAUGAUUCCCUAGCAAG